AUGAAUUUUCUUUCGGCGCUAUCUGCUAUCUCCACUCCUUCUGGUUCCACGCUACUAAGUGUAGACCCUCCUUCUACUUCCCGCCGCUCUAGCCGACUUCAAGAUUCCAUCUGGGAUGAAGUUCUCGUUGAGGACGGCAUCGUUUCGGGUUCGAAAUGCGCGAAGAAAAUCCACACGUCGGGAAAGACUCACGUCGAACGGGUGCGCUACCACUUUACCAAGAAGUGUGUUAAACGUCUCUACACGCCGCUCAUUACCUUGGUCUUCCGCCCUGCCAUGAAACUAGCGAGGGUUCGCGAGUUCCAGAAGCUCUUCGCCAUGUGGCUCUACUUGACUGGAAUGGCGUUCAAUGAGGCAUCGCAUCACUCUCUGGUUACCACACUGCGUCCCCUGACUUCAUCUGAUAUUGUUCGGACGAGGCAGCAGUUGACCGGUAGCCUACUCGACGCCUGUUACGAAGAAUUCAGCUCUAAAAUGAUGCUCAAGAUCGCCAACAGACGCUGCACGGUGGUCACUGAUUCGUGA
Molecule: messenger RNA, 525 nt
Organism: Phytophthora nicotianae INRA-310
Lineage: Eukaryota; Oomycota; Peronosporomycetes; Peronosporales; Peronosporaceae
Exons: 1
Coding region: 1-525 (174 amino acids)
Source: RefSeq, a predicted model, not a curated record